Messenger RNA from Saccostrea echinata, 1292 nucleotides. Its product is annotated as UBX domain-containing protein 1-like. NCBI's taxonomy places the organism in Eukaryota, Metazoa, Mollusca, Bivalvia, Ostreida, Ostreidae. The coding region runs from base 58 to 1056 and encodes 332 amino acids. The record is from RefSeq and is a predicted model, not a curated record. Gene Ontology annotation, molecular function: protein binding. The transcript is spliced from 11 exons.
GUGGCGUUAUAAAGUCUCAGGUCUCCUGUUUUAUAUAAACACAUUACACUGCAGAAAAUGUCGUCAGAUGUACAGACAUUAAUGGAAAUGGGAUUUUCCAAAAAUAGAGCUGAAAAGGCUUUGGCAAAGAGCGGCUACAAGGGUGUUCAGCUGGCCAUGGAUUGGCUGUUUGCACAUGAAGACGAUCCUGAUAUUGAUGAGCCAUUUCAAGCACCUCCACCCCCUCAAGGAAAUGUUUUAGGAAAACCAGAUGAUAGCUCUGGACCUUCACAGUCUGAAGCCACAGAAGCCAGUGCUAAUGCGGGUGGAGAACCAGUUCAUGCCAUGUCAAUCAAAUGUGAUGUUUGCGGAAAACUUCUGAAAAAUGAGAUGGAUGCUCAGGCUCAUGCAGCUCGAACACAACACGACAGCUUCUCAGAAUCCACUGAAGAAAUCAAACCUUUAACUGAAGAAGAGAAGAAAGUACAGCUUGAAAAGCUACAAGAAAGAAUAAAACAGAAAAGACUGGAAAGAGAGGAACAAGAGAAAAAGGACCAACUAGAAAGAGAAAAAUCAAGACGAAAAACGGGGAAAGAACUCAUAGACAUCAAACAGAAAAUGGAAGAGCAAGAGAUGAAGAAAAUUGCUGAACAAAGGAGGAGAGAGAAAAUGGAAGAAAAACUUGCAAGACAGAGAGUGAAGGAGCAAAUUGAGAAAGAUAAACGAGACAGAGCAGCAAAGUUUGGUUCAGGUGGACAGCCCGCGGCAGCAGCACCUAACCCUGUGACCUCACCCACUGCUGCUCAGCCUUCACAGGCUGCUGAAAAGAAGGACUACACUGAGUGUAGAUUACAGAUCAGGUUAACAAAUGGACAAGCACUGACGCAGAAAUUUUCAGCUAAAGAACCACUGGCAGCUGUGCGUUUAUAUAUAGAGACUAACAGAACUGAUGGUUCUGGACCAUUUACCUUAAUGACCAACUUCCCUAAAAAGGUUUUUCAAGGAGAGGAUUAUGAAAAACCUUUAGAUGUUUUAGGUUUAGUACCAUCUGCUGUACUUAUGGUCAAAGGACAGUGAUCCAUGAAGACUUUUAAUGUGCCAAGAAAAGUUCUAUCCUAUUGUGAAAGUCAUCUGUUCAAUGAAUAUUACUUUGUUUACAUAUUAAUGUAAAAUUUCUGAUCAAUUCACUUUAGCCCUUAAAACUGAGUGAAAACUGGUAAACUCCAAACAUAAUGUUUAAAAUACCGGUAUACAAAUUUGAGCAUGAUUUAUCAUCUAGAAUUUGUUCAAUUAAAUUAUUUGUUGACAUGAAA